AUGAAUUUCUCUCCAAGUGAUCGUAUUGUUAAAGAUAUGAUUCCUGCAUUUGAAAAGGAAUUUGGAGAGCGACCUCAAUGUGUGGGACGUGCACCAGGGAGAGUAAAUCUUAUUGGAGAACAUAUUGACUAUUGUGGAUUCUCUGUCUUUCCAAUGGCCCUUGAGGGUAAAUAUACUACUGCGAUGAUGUCAACUAAUAAAAGCGGGCUACUUCGUAUUAGAAACAUUAUUUCAGACCAUGUUGGUUCAAAUAUCAAACGUGACAAGAACAAUCUUGAAUUAUAUGGAUGGGGAAGAUAUGUUGAGAGCAUAGUCAAAACAUUCCUCGAAACGUUCAAUCGAAAAGUCGAAGGACUCGAUGUUUUAAUUUACGGAAAUAUUCCUCUUGCUUCUGGACUUUCUUCAUCGGCUUCUUUACUUUGCUCAGUUGCUAUUGCUUUAGAUUUGAUAACAGGUGGUGGUGCAGAUAAAACAAAGCUAGUUGAGACGUGCGUUCUAGCUGAACAUCGUGUUGGAGUCAAAUGUGGUGGAAUGGAUCAAGCAAUUGCUAUUUAUGGUAAGAAAGAUUAUGCAUGCGUUACUUCAUUUGUUCCAAAACUUACGGCUAUUCCUGUUAAACUUCCUCCUGCACAUUUUGUAAUAGCGCAUUCAGGAAUUGCAACUGCAAAGCUUCAAACGGCAGAACAUUGUUACAAUAGAAGAGUUGAAGAAGUUACAAGAGCAGCAGAAUUGAUGCUACCUGGAGCAAAAACCAUAAAAGAUGUUGUUAAAAAGUUUGGAUGGGAUGAUGCAAUGGAAGCAGCGAAAAAUCUUCCUGAAAGAGAAGGAAAACUUGUCAUAAGAGAUAGAGCUGUUCAUGUUAUUGGUGAAGCACAUCGCGUUCUUAAAAUGGAUGGUGCAACAAUACAGCAAUGGAGAGAAUUGAUGAAAGCAUCACAUUCAUCAUGCAGAGAUUUAUAUGAAUGUUCUUGUACUGAACUAGACCAGCUCGUAGAAACAGGACUUAAGAAUGGAGCACUUGGAGGCCGAUUGACUGGAGCUGGAUGGGGUGGUUGUGUUGUUUUCAUUUUAACAAAACAUAUUGAUCCCCAAAAAUUUAUUGAGAGUGUUAGAAAACAGUAUUAUGAACCAAGAAAAAUACGAAAUCCAGUGAUAUUUUCAACUACAGCAGGAGAAGGUGCUCAAGCAUUUAGAUUAUGA
Trichomonas vaginalis G3 is the source of this 1200-nucleotide messenger RNA. Its product is annotated as galactokinase protein. The transcript has a single exon. Bases 1 to 1200 code for a protein of 399 amino acids. The record is from RefSeq and is a predicted model, not a curated record. Gene Ontology annotation, biological process: carbohydrate phosphorylation; galactose metabolic process. Gene Ontology annotation, molecular function: galactokinase activity; ATP binding. Lineage: Eukaryota; Parabasalia; Trichomonadida; Trichomonadidae. Gene Ontology annotation, cellular component: cytosol; cytoplasm.